UGGCAGCAGCUAGUACGCCCUAGACGCCGAGUCCCACGGAGGCGUCUCUGCGGGUGGACCCCUGGGCGAGCAGUGGAACCCCUUGCUGUCUGCGGUCGCUCGCGGAGCUAGCCGGGGUCCGAGACCGCCAGCCCGCCAGCCUUACCGAUCGCCCUGUGGACGAGAGGGGGCGUUCACGCAGGCGGCUCGAGGAAGGCCUGGUACUUUCGUUGUAAAGCUCUCGUUUCCUUGGGGAACAGAACUGUUAGCGCAGCAGGUGCUCUGUCUUUAGUCUUCCCCGGUCCACCCACGGCCCAAAGGGUUUAAAUCUUGGCUCCAGUCUCUGGGGAGAAGUUAUAAUUAUUCAGUAUGUUUCCACUGAGUGAGGAAAACAAGCAUGUGGCCCAGCUGUUGUUUAGUUCUGGUACCUGUCCAAGAUGUAUCUUCAGAUUGUGUGGUGUGGAUCUUCAUGCACCUUACAGACGCCCAUCCAAGGAGUUGUUCAAUGAUCUACAGAAAUUUCUAGAAACUGAAAAAGAUGAAUUAAUUGUGGAAGUUCCAAACCCACCAUUGAAGAAAAUUCGUCUCCAAGAAGACGGAAUGGAUAAUUUGAGUGGAAAUGGAGAGGAGGGGAUCUCUGCCCCAGAAGAGGAAAGCAUUGCCUCUGAGCCUUCAAAUCUGAGUGUGUGCAACAUUUGCUUAGGAAUUCUUCAAGAAUUCUGUGAGAAGGAGUUUAUUACAAAGGUGUGCCAAAAGGUUGAAGCCUCUGGGUUUGAAUUCACCAGUGUGGUUUUAUCGGUUUCCUUCCCGCCACAGCUGUCUGUGAGAGAGCAUGCUGCGUGGUUGCUGGUGAAGCAGGAGAUGGGAAAGCAGAGUCUGUCUAUGGGAAGAAAUGAUGUGGUUCAGCUGAAAGAAGCCUUCAAAUGGAUAACUCACCCCCUGUUCUCAGAGGAACUUGGAGUUCCCAUUGAUGGGAAGAGCUUGUUUGAAGUGAGUGUGGUCUUUGCUCAUCCAGAAACAGCUGAGGAUUGCCACUUCCUAGGUGAAGUUUGCCCAGAUUGUUUCAAACCAGCCAAAAACAAACAGUCAGUGUUCACCAGAAUGGCCGUUUUGAAAGCUUUGAAUAAGAUAAAAGAAGACGAUUUCCUCGAGCAAUUCCCUUGUCCUCCAAACUCACCAAAGACUGUGUGCACUGUCCUUGGAAUUGAGUGUACUCAUGGUGCUGUUUUUGUUGCUGGCAGAUACAAUAAAUACUCCAGGAAUCUACCACAAACUCCUUGGAUAAUUGAUGGAGAAAGGAAAAUGGAAUCUUCGGUAGAAGAAUUAAUUUCAGAUCAUCUCUUGGCAGUAUUCAAAGCAGAGAGUUUUAAUUUCUCAUCCUCUGGAAGAGAAGAUGUAGAUGUGAGAACUUUAGGAAAUGGAAGGCCCUUCGCGGUGGAGCUGCUCAACCCUCAUAGAGUGCAUUUCACUUCACAAGAAGUCAAGGAGCUCCAGCAGAAAAUUAAUAAGUCAUCUGACAAAAUCCAAGUACGUGACUUGCAGCUUGUCACCAGAGAGGCAAUCGGGUAUAUGAAGGAAGGUGAGGAGGGUAAGACCAAGACCUACAGUGCCUUGAUUUGGACGAAUAAAGUCAUACAGAAGAAAGACAUUGGAUUCCUAAAUGACUUAAAGGACAAAGUAAUAGAUGGCAUUACUCCAUUCCUUAAGUCAGGAAGGCAGACAGAAGCUCUUGGAAGGCAAUGGCAGUCCUGUAAGAAGAACCAACCGUGCUGAUGACCUCACCUCUGUUGACAGGCUUUCUGCGGAGCGUGACUCCUGCGGAAGGCCGUGCGUGAAAGGAGCUUUUCUGACUUUGUUAAAAGUGGCAAAAUCAGCAGUGUCAAACUGGAAAGAAAAUGACAUUAGCUGGAUGUAGUGGCACAGCACAUGAAGGUGUGAGUUCAGGACCAGCCUGGGCUGUGAGUGAGACUAAGCAAGCCAGCAGAGCAGCUCUGGGUGAGCUAGUGGUGGAACGAGCAUCCUGUAGCUAUUCAAAUUAAAGCCAGAAGCAGGGCAUGGUUUUACUUAAUGUGGCUUAGUGUGUGUCUGUGCUUAUCAAAAAACGUUGGGGAAAGACUACAGUGUCAGAGUCUGACUCAGGAGACAAGCACAGCGAGAGAUGUGAAUGUCCACCCAGCGACGCCUGUCACCUCCACAGGCUUUGCGCUUUGCUCUUGCCUAGGGCCUUCAGGACAGGAGUUUGGGUUUUGUUGUGGUUUGAUUGAGACAGGUUACUGUGUAGCCCACACUGCCCUCAAACUCACUGUGUAGCCGAGGAUGAUGCUGCCCCUCUGAUCUUCCUGCAUCCACCUCUGAGUGCUGGAUUACAGGGAUGUGUCACCACGCCUGUUUUUGUGCUGUGCUAGGGAUUGAACCCAGGGAUGUGCAAGCAGUGUGCCAAGUGAGCCACAUCUCCAGCCCCAGAGAAGUAGAUACAGUACAGACAUACCUUUAAGAACGCAGACAGAUUUAUGGAGUCUGUAAGAUCAUAUAUCCCUUCAUAGAUGUAUAAAUCAGCUGAAUAUAAUGGUACAUGUCUUUAAGCCCGCACUGAGUAAGCAAAGGCAGACAGAUCUCUGAGUUCAAGGCCAGCCUGGUCUACAUAGUGAGAUCCUGUCUAAAAAACCAAACCAAAAACCCACCAAAAAUGUAAAUGUAUGAAUCAUUUAGAAUGCUAUUAAAAAGGAAAUUCAUUAAAAAAAAAAAAAAGGUUUGGGAGCUGGCAUUGAGGCUCAGUGAGAAAUAAGUCCAUUAAAAAUAGAUUCAAGGGCUGGGGUGUAGCUCAGUGUCAGGGUGCUUGCCUACGGCAAGGCCCUCGAUCUGAUUCCCAGCACUGCAAAAACAAGACAAAACAGCCCAGUUUGGGGGUUACCGUGGCUCCAACUCAAAAGUAACAUAGAAAGGUGGCUGUGUAGGGACAUUGGAAGUGGUAAGAGACCACUCCCGGGCACACUGCUGGGCCGGGUUGGUUUCUAGUGACAUUGUUAUAGUUUACAAAAUUCCCAUUGGCUGAGAGAUAGAAGCUGAGUUAUUUCUCUGUUCUGAGAAAAAGACCACCUCAGGUUCACUGCUUGCCGCCUCUUUAAAGGGCAGCCUACUUCAGAGGAAAAACUGUGCUUGUGUGCUUCUGAAAAUUCAGCAGUGUGGGACAACACAGUACAGAGCUCAGAGUGGGUGUAAUGGUUUCCUUUUGUGGUCUAAACAGCAGACCAAAAGGACACAUGGCAUGUGUACUGAUGAGUCCUGAGUUACGGCUCUGGUGAUUGGCUCCUAGUCAGUCCUGGGAGUCAAGUAACAGAAGCCAGAGAGUUCUCACUGGAUAGUUGCUUGUAUUUGUUUGUUCAUUUCUCUCUGUGUCUCUGUCUCUCUUUCUCUCUCGAUGACAAGGUCUUACCAUGAAGCUC
Molecule: messenger RNA, 3422 nt
Organism: Peromyscus leucopus (white-footed mouse)
Lineage: Eukaryota; Metazoa; Chordata; Mammalia; Rodentia; Cricetidae
Gene: Pus10
Product: pseudouridine synthase 10
Exons: 16
Coding region: 349-1752 (467 amino acids)
Biological process (GO): tRNA pseudouridine synthesis
Molecular function (GO): RNA binding; pseudouridine synthase activity
Source: RefSeq, a predicted model, not a curated record